Messenger RNA from Patella vulgata (common limpet), 1994 nucleotides. RefSeq names its product G-protein coupled receptor dmsr-1. NCBI's taxonomy places the organism in Eukaryota, Metazoa, Mollusca, Gastropoda, Patellidae. Gene Ontology annotation, molecular function: G protein-coupled peptide receptor activity. The transcript is spliced from 2 exons. Gene Ontology annotation, cellular component: membrane. Bases 570 to 1658 code for a protein of 362 amino acids. Gene Ontology annotation, biological process: G protein-coupled receptor signaling pathway. The record is from RefSeq and is a predicted model, not a curated record.
UCACAGAUACACCCGUGUCUUGACUGGUAGAUAAAACUCCCGCUUCUAUUGUAACCACAGAUACACUUCUAUUGGAAUAAUAGAUAUAAUAUAUAUCAUACGGGCAUCUAUAACAUGUGUUUACAGAAUAUCUAACUACUCAGUUUAAAUUGUUAUUUUAGUCUGUAUUCAACAGUUGGACAUAUUGCCGAUAUCAUCAUUAUUAAGACAUUUUGUCGAUAUCAUCUUUAUAACAUCUUUGAGCAUAUUGCUGAUAUCAUUGCCCGCUGGGUGUAUUGUUAUUAUUGGAUCUGACUUAAUUGAAUUGUUCUGUAUUAUUAUCUUGUAAGUCCCUGCUAAUCGCUUCUGGAAAAACGUUAGAUUGCAUAUAGAUGUGUGAACACGACGCCGUAAUAUAUUUUUUAUGACUUUAUUAAUGUUUUGAGCACAGACAGAAUCUUGUUUAAGUCGUUUAUUUUAACCAGUUGGCGUAGAAUGCAAGGCACUAAACAAGAUGGAGGUGCAGACGUAAAUCAUCUCCUUGACCUUAACAACUAACUCAACGACCCGACCCACCAUCAUCAUUCACCAUGAAUUCCAGUGAUCCAGACAUCGACUUUUAUAGAAUUCCCGCCCUGGAAUCGUUAUCUAUGUGGUAUUCUGGUAUCCAUGGGUACCUCAGUGUUAUUGUGUGCGCGUUUGGAAUUCCAAUGAAUCUGAUAAACGUAACAGUUUUGACACAAAAACAUAUGCGCACACCGAUUAACUGUAUUCUAACAUUUUUAUCAUUAUCGGACAUGCUGACGAUGAUCUCGUACGUUCCGUUCGCUCUCAAUUUUUAUAUACUACAUUCACCGUGGGAAUUAUCUGAGGUAAAGAACAGUUUUGGUUGGAUGAAGUUCAUGCUUUUUCAUAUUAAUUUUUCUGCGACGACGCACACCGUGUCGAUAUGGCUGGGUGUGACGUUAGCCAUAUUCCGUUAUAAGCACCUGUACUCCCCGGCCAAAGGUAAUUUAACUCGGAUAAGACGAUUGAUUCGCGCACGGAUAUCAGUAUGUCUUGUGUACGUUUUGUCAACCGUCGGUCUAACACCGAACUAUAUUACAAAUAAGUUAAAUCCAUAUACCAUCAAUAACAAAACAGUUUAUGUAAUGGAGGACCUGAAAUUGGGAACCUCUGAAGUAAGACCGGUCGUAUUAUUAAACCUUUGGCUGUACAGCAUUAUGGCAAAACUUUUACCUUGCAUUCUUAUGGUUAUUUAUGGUGGCCUUCUUCUUUACACUCUUAAAUCAAAACUUAAAUUCCAGAAACGAAAACUAUCCUGCUCGAGUGUCUUCGCUAGUCGACCAAUGGAUAAUUCCCGAACCACCCGGAUGUUGUUGAUAGUGAUAAUUCUAUUUUUAGUAACGGAACUACCACAAGGUAUAUUGAUAAUUAUUAGUGUGACGUCAAAGGGGUUUUUCCAGAAUAUUUACAUGCCAUUGGGUGAUUUGAUGGAUAUGGUAGCGUUAAUUAACAAUGGGGUUAAUUUCAUCUUAUAUUGCUCGAUGAGUAGAGAUUUCAGAUUGACACUCAUGGAUCUGUUAAAACUUAAAAUGGCCAAACAUCGCCAUUUCUCUACGACCACCUGUAAUGACUCGGAAAGAUCGCAAACGGCGUUGAUUGUUCGUGUGCUGUGAACUGAUGAUUGAUUUCUGUGAAAUUUACCUGGGUGAGAACAUAGAAUUGUAAAUAAUAAAUAAAUGAUUAUGUUUAUAACUGGAUGGUAUGUGCAGAGUAUGUUCAUUGUCAAUAAUUUGUAAUUGAAACAGAUUUUUGUAUGAAUUUAAUUUUGACGAAAAGACAGGAUUUUUGUAUGAAUUUAAUAUCGACGAAAAGACAGGAUUUUCUUAUGAAUUUAAUUUCGACGAAAAGAUCGGAUUUUUUUAGAAAAAAGAAACGAAUGAAGAAAAUUAAAUGACAAAUUGUGGAUGAAAAUACUUUAUCUGAAAUUGUGUUUUAUGGAUGAUAAUUUC